Cyprinodon tularosa is the source of this 651-nucleotide messenger RNA. It is a transcript of the gene pla2g1b, whose product is annotated as phospholipase A2, group IB (pancreas). Gene Ontology annotation, biological process: lipid catabolic process; phospholipid metabolic process; arachidonate secretion. The record is from RefSeq and is a predicted model, not a curated record. Lineage: Eukaryota; Metazoa; Chordata; Actinopteri; Cyprinodontiformes; Cyprinodontidae. The coding region runs from base 117 to 551 and encodes 144 amino acids. Gene Ontology annotation, molecular function: phospholipid binding; calcium ion binding. The transcript has 4 exons.
ACCAUCCUGAACAGAGCACGCCCCCCUCCACACCCCUCCUCCCCACCUGGCUUGUUUAUCUGACUUCUCUCUUUGGUGCAAACUGCCACCAACUCCACAUCCUUUCCUCUGUAACCAUGAAGGCGACGCUUCCUCUGCUGCUUCUCACCGCAUGUCUGGUCAGUGCGGGCACAGUCCCCAAAGCUGUCUGGCACUUUGGAGAGAUGAUCAUUUGCACCCAGCCGGGUAUUAAUCCUCUGGAUUACAACGAAUACGGCUGCUAUUGUGGCUUAGGGGGAGGUGGCACUCCGGUGGACGAUGUGGACAGGUGCUGCCAAGUUCAUGAUAAAUGUUACGAAAACAGCAGAAAGAUUCCUGGAUGUGACGGUAUUUUCGACCUUCCCCACAUUAUCAGCUAUGAUUUCACCUGCUCAAACAAACAUGCGUACUGCUCAGCAACCAACGACUCGUGCGAGGCUGCGGCUUGCGAGUGCGACCGUGCGGCUACUGAAUGCUUCGCUCGGUACAAUUACAACCCUGAUAACAAGUACCUGGGUUCUCAGUACUGUUAAGACGCAUCAGACACCCACCGCCACAUGUGGAUCACAGCUGCCUUCAGAAUAUAACGUCUUUUUUGUCAGUGACCUUAAAAUAAAAGAUGUUUUAUUCUGA